UUUCCUCGCUCCACUCCUCCCCUCCCCUCCCUCGCCGGUCGUCUCGGCGGAUAGAAAGAAGCAGCCCGAGCGAGCAGCUCCGCUCAGCUGUAUGCGAGGAGCGCCGAUGGAGCUCCAGCCGUGCUGAACACUCACAAGAAUCACUCAGCAGUUAUAACAGUUACUAGUCAUAAUAAUAAUCGUGGAUGUUGGAGCCCUUUGGGAACCUGGAAGCUUCUUCUUCAGAAUGAUGACACUGAGCUGAGCUGCCGGUCUCUCAGAGUACAGCUGCUUGUAUUUGGAGACUUGACUUCUGGCACUUUAGCUCCUUUCCCUACUGAGCAGCGGGUGCCGCUGAGCCCCUCCACCGGCACAAAGCACUCUCAGGCGGACACACCUUGAGCUUCCCCUCACUGAAAGACCAGCAUUCACCACUAGACUCAAAGUCCAGUGAAGGAGGCAGUAACAUCUGGGAUGCUCUGGGUCGUCGAGGACUUCCAAGCAUAUUAUCAAGAUUUAUUCACAUUGCUUAUAAAGAGAAAAACAUCAUCAAACAAAGGGCUUGAUGCUUAGCAAUACUGGAGGGAAGAUUUCAAGUGGAAGCCAUCAACUUGACCUUGACCAGGCCAACAGCAUGCAGCAGAAAAUUGUGCUAUUUAACCCCAACAUCUAGCGGCUGUGAUGAGAACAACAGGUUAUUACUCCAUCAAGAAGGUGAUGCAAACGGGAAGGGCGUUGGAGGGACAUUAAAACGAGGCAAUUCCACAAUGUUUGCUUCUGAGACAAAGAGCACAAAUAAACCCAAGAUGGUGAAAUCCCCACAAGGCCACCGACUUCCAAUCUAAAUGAAUGAGACUCCAUCCAUGACGAGGAGACGGCUGAACGGGCUCCCUCUGGUCCUGAACACAAGAUCGCUUCAGCUGAAUUGAAACCGUAGCGGCGUUGCCUUCUCUUUGUUUAUCAUUCACCGACAUGACUCGCAGGGAGGCACCAAUGGCUGGCAGGUGUGGCAUGGCGAGCACUGCCCUGCUUUGGACUGCAGCCAUUGUUUAUUUGACCCACGUAGGUCAAGUCAGAGGAGACUGCUGGUUAAUUGAGGGUGAAAAGGGCUUUGUGUGGCUGGCGAUCUGCAGCCAAAAUCAACCACCUUAUGAGGCUAUCCCGCAGCACAUCAACAGCACCAUUGUGGACCUUCGUAUGAAUGAAAACAAGAUUAAAAGUAUUCAGUACUCUGCCCUGAGUCGCUUUGCCAACCUGACCUACCUGAACCUGACCAAGAAUGAAAUCUCUUACAUAGAAGACGGGGCCUUUUCCGCUCAAUUCAACUUACAAGUUCUUCAAAUGGGCUUCAACAAGUUACGCAACUUAACAGAAGGGAUCCUCAGGGGUCUUGGGAAGCUGCAGUACCUCUACCUCCAGGCAAACCUGAUUGAGACUGUGACACCCAAUGCCUUUUGGGAAUGCCCCAACAUCGAAAACAUUGACUUGUCUAUGAACCGAAUCCAACAGUUGGAUGGCUCCACGUUCACCAGUUUAACUAAGCUGACAACCUGUGAGCUCUACACAAAUCCUUUCAACUGCUCCUGUGAACUGCUUGGUUUUGUCAAGUGGCUCUCGAUUUUCCCCAACAGGACAAAUGAGCGGAUGGUCUGUGACUCACCAAGUGGCGUGUCUGGGUACAGUCUCCUAAGUCAGAACCCAAACAAUCCCACGUACCGAAAUGCUCUUCACAUGCUCACCACCGUGUGCACUGAUGACUACAUAACACCAUUUUUUCCAUUGCCAAGGGAACCCACGACUCCUCCACCAGACUUCACCCUUUGCGGGUUAGAGGAUUGUCCAUCAGGGACAGAGCCAGAGGACAUCAUUGCCUACAACAUCAGUACAACCAUCAACGAGGUAGAAGCAAAACCACUGAUGAAACUGAAGCACGUCUCCAAUACAGGCGCCACUAUCACAGUUCAGAUUCCUUAUCCUUUCAAAAAGAUGUACAUUCUGGUUCUGUACAACAACAGUUUUUUUACGGAUAUCCAAACCCUUAAGGAAAUCAAUGAGGACAUCGAUCUGAAGCAGCUCAAACCUCACACGAACUACACGUACUGUGUUUCUUCUAUUCGAAACUCGCUGAGACGAAACCACACUUGUCUGACAAUCACCACCGGACCCUGGAAGGGAAAGUUGAAGGACACAAACAACACAACUGCCACUCAUUACAUCAUGACCAUUUUGGGCUGUCUCUUCAGUAUGGUCAUCUUUCUAGGUGUGGUUUAUUACUGCUUGCGACGCAAGCGCCAGCAAGACGAAAAGCACAAAAAGGCAGGGAGCCUAAAGAAAAACAUUAUGGAGUUGAAAUACGGACAGGAACUGGAGGGUGGGACUAUUUCUCGCAUGUCACAGAAACAGUUGCUGACCGGGGAGAGCAUGGCACGCAUGCCUUACCUGCCGCCAGCUAGUGAAAUGGAUCAGUACAAAUUUCAAGAAAUAAGCAACACUCCAAAAAUGAUGAAGGGUAGUUACAUGGAGGUGCGAAGUCUGGACCACCACGAACGCAGGGAGUGUGACAUGGGAAUGGCAGGGAACAGCCAGGGUUCUGUGGCCGAGAUUUCCACCAUUGCAAAAGAGGUUGAUAAAGUCAACCAGAUCAUUAACAAUUGCAUUGAUGCUCUAAAGACAGACUCCACAUCUUAUCAAGGGGUAAGAUCUGGAGCUGUGUCUAACGCAGAGCCCCAGUUGGUGCUCAUAUCUGAGCAGCCGCAGAAUAAACCAGGACUCCUGUCCCCUCCUUACAAGGACAGCUACCACCAUUCUCUUCAGAGACAUCGAUCCUCAGACGCCUCUCCAAAAAGGCCAAGCACUGCCUCAGGAAUGCGAAGCCCUCGACCUUACCGUACCGAAUCCCGGUACAUUGAGAAAACCUCCCCGACAGGAGACACUAUCCUUACGGUGACACCCGCCGCUGCCAUCCUGAGGGCCGAAGCUGAGAAGAUCCGUCAGUAUGGCGACCACCGUCACUCCUAUCCCGACACUCAGAUCGAGGAGCUGGAUGGACCCGAUGGUAUGAAGUCGCCCAUGCUGGAGCCUCUCUCACACUCCCGUUCCAGAGACUUGGCUUACUCCCAGCUGCCAGCUCAGUACCACAACCUGAGCUACUCUUCCAGUCCAGAGUAUUACUGCAAACCUUCACACAGCAUCUGGGAGCGAUUCAAACUCCACCGAAAACGGCACAAAGAUGAUGAAUACAUGGCGGCAGGUCACGCGCUCCGCAAGAAGGUGCAGUUUGCAAAGGAUGAGGACCUGCACGACAUUUUGGACUACUGGAAAGGCGUGUCAGCCCAGCAUAAAUCGUAACGUCCUCAGUUUUUUUCUUUUUAAUACGAACCACACCUUACAGUGACACAAGAACCUCAUCCGACUUUCGAUCAAUGGAUUCUUUCAUGCUCAAAAUCACAUACAGUAGGGCAAGUAAGUAAUUAGUCAACCACUAAUUUUGCAAGUUC
Molecule: messenger RNA, 3476 nt
Organism: Corythoichthys intestinalis (scribbled pipefish)
Lineage: Eukaryota; Metazoa; Chordata; Actinopteri; Syngnathiformes; Syngnathidae
Gene: elfn1a
Product: extracellular leucine-rich repeat and fibronectin type III domain containing 1a
Exons: 6
Coding region: 952-3327 (791 amino acids)
Cellular component (GO): plasma membrane
Molecular function (GO): protein binding
Source: RefSeq, a predicted model, not a curated record